Rhododendron vialii is the source of this 2559-nucleotide messenger RNA. RefSeq names its product putative late blight resistance protein homolog R1B-16. The transcript has 2 exons. The record is from RefSeq and is a predicted model, not a curated record. Gene Ontology annotation, molecular function: ADP binding. NCBI's taxonomy places the organism in Eukaryota, Viridiplantae, Streptophyta, Magnoliopsida, Ericales, Ericaceae. The coding region runs from base 112 to 2313 and encodes 733 amino acids. Gene Ontology annotation, biological process: defense response to other organism.
UUGCCCUUCCUUUUAUUUCCAGGAGGUUCAAGUUCAUUAGGAGGGAGAAACACAUCCAAAGAAGUAGAAGAGAAGACGGUGGUCGGUUUCAAGGAUGAGGUAGCGACAUUAAUGGGAAAGCUUCAUGAUAGUGGAGAGGGUGGAAGGCUGGAGAUUAUAUCAAUCAUCGGCGCUGGUGGAGGUGGCAAAACCACGUUGGCCAGAGAAGUGUAUGAUCAUCGUUUGACGUCGCACAAGUUUGAAAUUCGUGCAUGGGCCAAUGUUUCUCAAGACUAUCACAAGACCAUGAAGAGGGAUUUGUUGAUUAGUAUUCUGGAAUCAGCUUCCUCAGGAAAACAAGAAGGUUACGGUGAGUUGGGAGAAAAGGUAUAUAAAUGCUUGCAGGGUAAAAAAUAUCUCAUUGUCAUGGAUGAUAUAUGGGACAUUGAGGCUUGGAAUGAUAUCCAAAGAUCAUUUCCUAGGGAAUGCAAGGGGAGUAAAGUGUUGUUAACUAGUCGAUUAUGUGUUCAACCAGAUAGCGUCCCCUACGUCUCUCAUUUUUUGGAUCCCUUACCAAAAAGUUGCAGUUGGGAGUUAUUACAAAAGAAGGUAUUCGGGAAGAAACAAUGCCCACCGGAGUUGGUGGACAUCGGUAAGCAAAUGGCAGAAAAAUGUAAAGGACUACCACUCGCGGUUAUCGCAAUAGCUGGCAUUCUGGCAACGGAAGACAAGACACUCGACGUGUGGGAGAAAGUUGGCAAAAAUUUAAGUUCAAUCAUUGCGAAAAGUUCACAGGGUUGCAUGGAGAUACUAGAACUAAGUUACAAUCACCUGCCUCUUCAUUUAAAAGCGUGUUUUCUUUACAUUGGAGGACACCCCGAAGAUUCUAUAAUCCCCGUACGCGACUUGAUAUGGUUAUGGAUUGCAGAGGGAUUUAUUCAGCAAAGUGAUGGGGGAAAUAGCUUGGAGGCCAUAGCACAAGAUUACUUGAUCGGUCUUAUUGAUAGAAAUCUCGUAAUGGUAGCUACGAAAAGUAAAUCCCACGGAGGAAUUAAAGCAUGCCGUAUCCAUGAUCUUCUGCGUGAAUUAUGCUUGAAAAAAGCAGAGGAGGAUAAUUUUCUUGUGCAAAAUUACAGGGAUGAUUCUUUUUCAUCUUCUGCUACAAAUAAGCAUCGACGCCUCUUCGUUGGCCGUCAGUUCUUUCCUAAGCUUUCCCCAAGGCCUCGUGCUCGAAACAUUCGAUCUUUUCUGUACUUCUCCUUGCCAAACUCCUCACGUUCAAGGCUUGAACUGAUUCAGUCAUUCUUUGUUGAAAACUUCAAACUUCUCAGGGUGUUGCAUUUAAUAUCCGAUCCAAGCGUAGGAGAAAUAGAAAUAAGAGAUCUAGUUCAUUCGAGAUACUUAGCACUCACGUUAUUAUACCCGCGUGCACCGAAUUGUUUUGACUACCUCUCGAACCUAGAAACCCUUAACCUCCAAGUUUCAUUCGGGGAGAAGAUUUCGUUGCCUCGCGAUAUAGUUAAGAUGGUUAAGCUGAGGCAUCUAUAUACUAAAAGGGGGAUAUUCAAACAUCAUCAUGUUUUCAAUUAUGAUGAAGAGGUGGGGAUGUUGGAUAGCUUACAGACCUUGCACCGAAUGUGUAUGUGUGAGCAUUGCCUACGUUUGUUGGAAAGGACUCCCAAUCUAAGGAAGCUAGGACUUUACAAACUUUUCGGACUAGGAAAUUUGUUGGACCUAGAGUUCUUAAAAUGCCUUGAGAUACUCCAUGUUGAUUGCUGGCAGGUUCGGCUGAAGCUUCCUCCGACUCUAACGCAACUAACUUUGAACCGUACGUACAUGAAGUGGGAGGAGCUGUCAAUAAUCCUCCAAACCCUGCCGAGCCUUGAGGUUCUCAAAUUAUUAAACAAAGCCUGUAUGGGACCAGUUUGGAACACAAGUGAACUUGAGGAGGGGUUCUCUCAACUCAAGUACUUGAAGUUUGAAUAUCUGAACAUCAAGGAGUGGAAUGCUACCGAAGAUCAAUUUCCGAGACUUGAAGUCUUAGUAAUCCUAUCAUGCAAAAAAUUGAAGCGCAUUCCGAUUGAUUUUGCUAAUCAAAACGAACUUCGCGAAAUUGAUAUAAGUUAUUCCCGUCCCUCUCUAGAGGAAUCGGCCAGGGAGAUUCAGGAAAAGCAAAGAAAUACAAAAGGUGAUGAUGAUUGCGUAAAUACUACCUUCUACUGUAACGUUGUUGAUGAUGAUGAUGAUGAUCCAUCAGAUGAUGAUGAUGAUACAAUUUCUACGAUAUUGACGAUGAUGAAUCAGAUGAUGAUGUUGAAUCAAGGUAUCAGAUGAUGAUGAUGAGUCGGGUCAGAAAGUGGGGCGUUGGGACGUGGAGGUGAUUUUCAGUAGGGGUUGUGGAAAUGGAGCCACCGUGUGUAUAAUACUACUCCAGUGGAGAAAUGGUUUUCCUGCAGUUACUAUUAAUGGAGGUUUGCAGUUUACGAAAUCCCUUUUGUGUUUGUAAGUUUUAUUUUGCCUUGUCUAUUUUGACCUUGGUUUAGUUUGUUUAUUGCCAUAUAUAGCUGAUUUGUCAUUCAA